AUGUCGACGAUCACAGAGAUCACCAGUCUUGCAGACUGGGAGAAGCAUAUCGCCUCCACACCGCCGUCGACCCUCCACAUCAUCUCCUUCCACGCCCCAUGGGCCGCCCCUUGCGCGCAGAUGGCCACUGUGCUCUCGACGCUCGCUUCAGAAUACCCCGUCACCAACCCCCCAGAGACUUCUUGGGUUUCCAUAAACGCCGAAGAGCUCAGCGAAGUCAGCGAGACCUAUAACGUCACUGCCGUACCCUUCCUUGUUCUCCUGCGGAACGGACAGGUUCUCGAGACGGUCAGCGGUAGCAGUGCCGUCAAGGUGCGCAAUGCGAUUGAGACACACGCGAAGAAGCCUGCCGGCGCCGGCGCCACCACCGUGAACGGAAACCCGGGCGUCGAGAAUGGCCCCAGCGCCACCAUGGAUGUCGAUGAGGCCGUAGACCCGGCCAAGGCCAAGGAGGAGCUAUUCAAGAGACUAGCAGACCUCGUCAAGGCCGCGCCUGUGAUGCUCUUCAUGAAGGGAACGCCAAGCUCGCCCCAAUGUGGCUUCUCGAGACAACUUGUCGCCAUCUUGAGAGAACACUCUGUAAAGUAUGGUUUCUUCAACAUUCUUGCAGACGACGAGGUGCGACAGGGACUGAAGGAGUUUGCGGACUGGCCUACCUACCCUCAGCUCUGGGUCGACGGCGAGUUGGUUGGUGGCUUGGAUAUUGUAGUCAAGGAGGAAAUUGCCAACAGCCCCGACUUCUUGGGCCCUUACAGCAUCAAGGCCACCGAGACCGCCGCUACCUCGUAG
This is a messenger RNA of Colletotrichum truncatum, 789 nucleotides long. The record is from RefSeq and is a predicted model, not a curated record. Lineage: Eukaryota; Fungi; Ascomycota; Sordariomycetes; Glomerellales; Glomerellaceae.